GAGUGGAUAGUUGCCAAGGGGUACACUGAACUUUUUCGAUUAAAAAUUACACCGUAUAUAUAAAAUGUUUUUAAAAUAUUCUAUGUAUUGAGAUUUUCAACCGGCUCAAAAUUCACUUUUGAAGUUUUCAAAUUUCAAGCAUUAUAUUUUUAUUUUUCGAACCUAUCCGCCUGAUCCAUUCAAAGAUACUUGCUCUCAAAGUCCGUUAACUAAUCAGUAAUCACUAAUUGGCUCUCAAAGAGUCCGUCAACUAUGGAGUUUCUGCUUGACUUGUGGAAAAAACUUGUCAUGGAAGAAAAUUGACCCAGUCUUCAGCCUCUCACAAUUUAGCAUUAUCAUUUUUCCUAUUCACACAAUAUUUUCAUUUUACCAGAAACAGUCCAUUUCCAUUUCCAUUCAAAUUCUGCCAUGGAUUCAGAUUCUGUAAACAAAAUCUCUAAGGCAUCAGUUAGCCUAAAUCUGAAUGAUCAAACGAACUCAAGAAGAAGAAAGCAGCCCAAGUGGUUCAUUACUUUAAUCAUCUUUUUCAUUCUCAUCAUCGUCGCCAUCAUCUCUGUUUUAACGAUGAUUAAGCGAGAUUAUGAAUCUGAAUUACCUGCCAAUAAUCCAGAAAAGGCAAUCAAAUCCAUUUGCUCGCAGACUCCGUACUAUCGGACAUGCUUUAACUACAUGUCAAAUUCUCUCUACAAAAACAAAAAAUUAGGAUCAACAAAAAUCAACUCAUCGCAAGUAUUCUCCAUCUCACUUCAUACCGUAAUCAACGAGCUCCAGAAAGUCAGUUACUCACUCAAAUCCUCCGAUUCCUCUACCGAUAAGUCAACAAGUCACUGCAACUAUCUGUAUUUCAACAAAUCACUAAGUCAAUUGAACAGUUAUUUGGCUAUUCAUGAAGAGAAAAACUCCAGAGCAACGAUGACUAUGAGAUCUGAAAUGCUUGACUGGCUCCAAACUGAAAGGCCCAAAAUUGCGAGAUGCUUGUAUUCAUUGGAGUUAGACAAGGGUUUGAACACAAAAAAAGCGAACAAUUGCUUGAUGAUUCUGGUGAAUAUGAACAGCAUCUCUGAGAUGCUUAAUCCAUCAAUUAAUUUUUUCACUUUAGAUGCAUUUCAAAGCUCGGGGAAAAGUAUCGUCGCUUUACUUUUCUCAGAUCAGGAUUUUGUGGGAGUAGUGUGUAUUUUCGGCGUGCAGUUUAUUUUCUUGCUGUUUUUGGUUUGUAUUCUUUUACGUGUUUGGUGACAAUAAACUUAUUAUUCAAUUUUGAUGUAUUUUGUGUUCA
Molecule: messenger RNA, 1276 nt
Organism: Solanum pennellii
Lineage: Eukaryota; Viridiplantae; Streptophyta; Magnoliopsida; Solanales; Solanaceae
Exons: 1
Coding region: 409-1236 (275 amino acids)
Source: RefSeq, a predicted model, not a curated record